AUGACAGUCACCUUAUUUUCCGAUUCAGACCAUAAGGGUGGCAUUCACGAAUCGGUAUCCACCGUCCGAGAUGUCACAAAGUCAUCAUUCUCCUCUGAGGGAGAGAUCGCACCUCUGGGAGAAGUUGAACAAGAACGCCGGUUUUGGUUCCAGCGGAGAAAACACUUUAACCCCGACGCAAUAGCAACCCAGCCCUCGGUCUACGAUGAUCCAAACGUGGCAAAGGCAUAUCAGCCUAGAGCAGACUGGGAAAACCUCCAUCGAUUCGAUCCGUCCGCCCGAUGGACAUGGAGUGAGGAGUAUCGGUUGGUUCAAAAGAUUGAUGUUCGGAUUAUGGUCUUUGCAUGCAUCAUGUUCAUGGCUUUGGAGCUGGAUCGGUCCAAUCUUCAACAGGCACUGACCGACAACUUUCUCGAGGAUUUGCACAUGACAACCGACGAUUACAAUCUUGGAAUGACGGUGUUUCGACUCUCGUUCCUUUGUGCCGAACUGCCCUCUCAACUUGUCAGUAAAUGGGUAGGCCCAGACAGGUGGAUCCCUACGCAAAUGGUGAUCUGGUCGGCGGUCGCCAUGGCGCAGUACGGACUGAGUGGACGAACGGCUUUCCUUGUGUGUAGAGCACUGCUUGGGAUCCUACAAGGAGGGUUUAUUCCUGACGUAAUUUUAUACCUUUCGUACUUCUACAAGCAUUUUGAACUGUCUUUGCGACUUGGGUUCUUCUGGACAGCCAUGAAUUUUGCGGAUAUCCUUGCUAGCUUCUUAGCAUUUGGUAUAUUGCAUCUUCGUGGCGUCCAAGGCCAAGCUGGAUGGCGUUGGCUUUUCUUGCUGGAGGGAAUUAUCACGUUGCUUGUCGGACUGUCGGCAUAUGUUCUAAUGCCCCCAGGGCCGUGUCAAACGGCCAACUGGUCACGGGGCAAGUCGGGCUGGUUUACCCCACGGGAAGAAACCAUUAUCGUGAACCGGGUGAUCCGUGAUGAUCCCAGCAAAGGCAGCAUGCAUAACCGAGAACCCAUCACCCCGAAGCUGCUUUGGAAGAGCCUGCUUGACUAUGAUCUAUGGCCGCUGUAUAUCAUUGGGCUCACAUUUGAAACUCCAAUGACAACUCCGAAGCAGUAUCUCACGCUAAUACUGAAGGGCCUAGGAUUUGGGACUUUUGCUACCAACCUCUUGACCAUCCCUAGUCAAGUACUUUCCAUGAUAACGAUGCUCACCAUAACCUACAUAUCCGAGGUUACCGGACAACUAACCCUGGUGUCCGUGAUGGGUCAAAUCUGGGCACUACCAUUUGUGGUAUAUUUGUAUGUGGUCGACAUUAACACUGCGAACAAAUGGUCUGCGUGGGCGGUGAUGACUCUUCUCUUGGGAUACCCAAAUUCACAUGCAAUCCAGGUCGGAUGGAACUCUCGGAAUUCUAACACCGUUCGGUCUCGUACAGUCUCGGCUGCAAUGUAUAAUAUGUGCGUCCAGGCCUCGUCAAUUAUCGCCGCAAAUAUCUAUCAGGCCGAUGAUGCUCCUCGCUAUCGAAGAGGCAACCGGGUUUUGGUGGCACUCGUGGUAACAAACAUUUUUAUUUACAUUUUUACUAAGAUCUACUAUGUCUUCCGCAAUGCGAAACGGAAGCAGAAGUGGGGUUCCAUGUCUGAGGAAGAGAAGGCGCAUUACGUGGAAACCACCAAGGAUGAGGGAAACAAACGGCUAGACUUUCGCGGGGUUGCGACCAAAUGUGGCCAGGACACUGUGGUCGAGGACGGAUAUCGGCAUCAAAUCUCAGUUAGUACAUACCUCUUCAUAAUUAUGGCUCCCUCUGUCACUGAGGCCACGGUGCCUGCAGUCCAUACUGCAGAAGGCAAGCUCCCUUUGAAAGGCGCUGAGCGAGUGCCUUUAAAACUGAAUGGUGCUCUGGAUGCCUUUGAGUCAUUCGAUGUCACUCCAAUUAUUGGACGCGAGUUUCCCAACGCUAGCCUGAAGGACUUCCUGCGUGCUCCGAACUCCGAUGAACUGCUUCGAGAUCUUGCAAUUACUGUGUCCCAGCGAGGGGUGGUCUUCUUUCGAAAGCAGGAUGGCUUGGACGACGAUUUGCAGAAAGAACUGGCUCAGCGACUUGGAGAGCUGUCGGGUAAACCGCGAACUUCCGGGCUACAUAUUCAUCCAGUUGCAAAUUCAGGCCGGGAACACAGUGUCAAGGAUGAUGAAAUCAGCGUGAUCAGCUCCCAGCUGCGGCAGAAGCUGUACUCAUACCGUAAUACUCGCAAACAGACUGCUAGAAAGGAGUGGCAUAGCGAUAUCACUUUUGAGCCCAUUCCGAGCGACUACACAAUCUUGCGUUUGACAGAGCUCCCUAAGACUGGUGGUGAUACUUUGUGGGCUUCUGGCUACGAGGUAUAUGACCGCCUCUCGCCGCCGUAUCAGAAAUUUCUAGAAGGGUUGACUGCAACGUAUGCGCAGCCUCGUUUCAACCAGGUGGCCAAAGAGAGCGGCUUCGAGAUUUAUAGCGGCCCUCGUGGUGCCCCGGAGAAUGCCGGGGAAGAGCUGCGCGCGGAACACCCAGUGAUCCGCACCAACCCUGUUACAGGAUGGAAAAGUGUCUUCGCCGUGGGCAGCCAUGUUGAGAAAGUCAAUGAAGUGACUGAGGAAGAGAGCAGACAUCUCCUCGAUUGGUUUGUAAACUUGAUCGUUGAGAAUCAUGAUCUGCAAGUGCGCUAUCGUUGGCAAAAUCCCAAUGAUCUCGCGAUCUGGGAUAAUAGGUCGGUAUAUCACGCAGCGACCUGGGACUAUGAAGAGAUUGGUCCGCGAACUGGCCACCGCGCUGUCGGUCUUGGAGAAAGGCCAUAUUUGGACCCAAAGAGCACUGGAAGACGAGAAGCACUGGAGAAAGGUGAAUGA
Penicillium lagena is the source of this 2883-nucleotide messenger RNA. RefSeq lists its product as uncharacterized. Gene Ontology annotation, biological process: transmembrane transport. The record is from RefSeq and is a predicted model, not a curated record. Gene Ontology annotation, cellular component: membrane. Gene Ontology annotation, molecular function: oxidoreductase activity; transmembrane transporter activity. The transcript is spliced from 12 exons. Bases 1 to 2883 code for a protein of 960 amino acids. NCBI's taxonomy places the organism in Eukaryota, Fungi, Ascomycota, Eurotiomycetes, Eurotiales, Aspergillaceae.